UGGGGCAAGGGAAAACUACUUUUUCAUCAUGUUGUCUAAAAGUGAUAUUUUAUAAUAGUUUAACUGUUUGUGAGGAGACGAUUCUAUUAUUGUAUAGUAUGAUGUUUUUGGUUGUAUAUUUGUUAUCGUGUUGAAUCGUUUUUUUAUCGUUUUUUAUUUAUUUAUUCGGUCUAAAUAUCGAAAUAGUAAUACUGAAUCUUUUAUAAUAUUUUCAAUAUUCUCUAGGGGUUUUUGAUUCUGAUCGCUCUAGCCUAACUGGCCUUUCUUUCUUUCACAUAACCCUAAAGCACCUUCGCGUAGUGUAUACCUAUCAUUUAAUAGACUUGAUUGUAGUAAAAUUUUUGCAUAUAACAAUUGAAUGUAAAUAUCUUUAAUUCAUGUGAAGUAAAUCGAGUUAUCAAACACACAAUUGAGGUACUUUCUUUACCUGCCUUCCGAAACUUUUUUACCUAUCACUUUUAUACUGGGGACAAGUAAAUUCUAUAAUUUGCCACCGGAAAAAAUUUCUGUCAGUAUAUUAUCUAAAAACGCCUACUGAAAAAUUAUUGGAUUACUCGGUGGAAAAAAACCAUGGCGUUCGCAGGUCUUAAGAAACAAAUUAAUAAAGCAAAUCAGUACAUGACGGAAAAAAUGGGAGGUGCUGAAGGAACUAAACUUGAUGUAGACUUUGUGGAUAUGGAAAGAAAAACUGACGUCACAUGCGAACUCGUUGAAGAGCUGCAAACAAAAACUAAAGAGUUUUUACAACCAAAUCCAACUGCCAGAGCGAAAAUGGCUGCUGUGAAAGGAAUAAGUAAACUCAGUGGACAAGCAAAAGCUUCAACUUAUCCACAACCAGAAGGCGUUCUUGGCGACUGCAUGCUUACUUAUGGUAAACGAAUGGGAGAUGACAGUGUUUUCGCUCAAGCUUUAAUUGAAAUGGGUGAAGCAAUGAAACAAAUGGCUGAUGUUAAAUACUCACUUGAUGACAAUAUAAAACAGAACUUUUUAGAACCCUUACACCAUUUACAAACCAAGGAUUUAAAAGAAGUUAUGCAUCAUCGCAAAAAGCUUCAAGGUCGGCGGUUGGAUUUUGAUUGCAAACGGAGACGACAAGCUAAAGGUAUUCAUAUUUCAGAUGAAGAAGUUCGACAAGCGGAAGAAAAAUUUGCUGAAAGUUUACACUUAGCUCAAAUGGGAAUGUUCAACCUCCUUGAAAAUGAUAUCGAACAAGUAGCGCAAUUGGCUACUUUCAGUGAAGCACUUCUUGAAUAUCAUCAGCAAUGCACAGAAAUUCUACGAGGGUUGACUGAAACACUUCUAGAAAAAAAAAAUGAAGCUGCUAACCGACCGAAAAUGGAAUUCGUCCCUAAAACAUUGGCUGAUUUGAAUGUUGAUGGAUUACCGGCAAUAGAUGGAAUGAAUGGAGCAAGUCGAAGUGGAUCUCCAGUCUACGGAGACGGAAAGCGUUCUCAACUAGAACUUUUUUCGACUGGAAAUCUUCCGCAAUCUACUAAUGCAUCACCUUUGCCAUCACCAAGUAAAUCUCCUGCGCGGACUCCAGUGCCAAAACAACCGUGUUGCACAGCUCUAUACGACUUUGAACCAGAAAAUCCCGGAGAACUCGGAUUUAAGGAAAAUGACACGAUAACAUUGAUUCAAAGAGUUGAUGAAAACUGGUUUGAAGGAAAAAUAAAUGGACGUACGGGCUAUUUUCCUGUUAGUUAUGUGCAAGUCGUUCAACCAUUGCCGUAAAUUCUGUUAUCACAUUGUACGAAAAUGAUAUUUAAUAACGUUAAAUAUCAUUCUAAUAAUAUUAAGUAUUAUAAUAUACUCAGAUCGAAUUAUACAAUUCAAUAAAUGAGAGAUACUGUAUAAGGAUGAAUCCAAACUUAACAAUUCCAUUGGUUGUCUUCAAAAUAUGAAGUGAAAAAAAUAUGUUUCAAUAUAAUUAAUUACAAUUUCUUAUAUUUUUAACGUAUGAAAUUUUUUGUUUCUGUUAAUACGUUAGUAAUAAAAAUUAUAGGCGGAGUGCAUGACAAUGUUUCAUAUUGUAUUUUUUAUUAAUUUAUUUAAACUCUGAUGAUAUAAAUUAUAUCCUUAUAAGAUAUUGUCCUGUCAUUUAAUGAUAAAGAGUUUUGAAAAAAUUAUUUAUCUUUCUAUAAUAUGAUGAUUUUCUGAAGAUCAGGUGAGGGCCGGAAAUAAUAAAUAUGUAACGAAGACAAUUACCAAGCCUGUCGAAUGAUUCGAAAGUGAGAAUAUAUGCGAAAGUUGUAUAUAUUCUUCUGGAUGCGUCUUUAUUGUCAUUAAAAUUAUUAUUUGAUUUUGGCUAAUAAUAAAAGUUAUACAUUGUGUAACACUUGAAUCUACUAUAAAAAAUCGGUAUUACAUAUUAUAAGACAAAUAUAUACGUUGCACUCGAAAAAUCAAUGACAUGUAUACUUUUGAGAGCUGACAAAAAUUGAAAGUAACAGAGUUGAUAUCAAUACUUGAAUAGAUAAAAGUUUUAUGAAUGGUUUCUCAGCGCUAAUUUUAUUCAAUCACUAUGAAUGUUAAUAAUUAAUGAUAAUCUUUUCUGAACAGUAUGAAUAUCUAUUUACGAAUGCGUCCAAAACAUGUGUUAAAAUUCUCUUACAAAAAAACUUAAAAGUUUAACCGCUACACCAUAACUUUGACGUCUUGUAAAACUUCAUACAAUUAAAUGUUGUUAUUUUCCAAAUAAAUUGACAAUAAAGUAUUCUUAGAAGACGUUAACGAGAUAAAAUAAAUAUAUUGUUCUAUUCUAUCAUCAUUGUCUACAGUUGAAAGAUAUGAAUUAAUACUUGUUUUAUGGUCAGAUUAUAUUUUAAAGUUAAAUUGUUAAUACUAUUUUACACUCAGAAAUAAACAUAAUUUCUAUCACUAACAAAAGUGAAAUUUUGAGUAGAUUUAAUAAGAACAAUUAGAGAGCUCAUUAGAUUUUUUUUCGCAGUUAAUUUAGCGUAGAGAAUUGAAGAUUUUAUUGAACUCUAGUGAAAUAUUAUUACCUAACAAAUAACAAAUCGAAGGUUCUUAUAAAUUUCUCAUGGAAGCUUAAAACUGUAUCGUAAAAGUGAUCAUGAACAGAAUUUUUUAUGCUCUGAUAAGCUUUUGCGCCAUGGGAUUAAUAACUUAAGUGAUAAAAUUUGAUAAGGUCAAGUCUAAUAAGAUAUUUCCAUACUGAUAAUUUACAAAUUAUCUCAUUCUAAUCAUUUUUUUUGUACAAUUAAACAAAGAAAUUUAUUGUUUCGAUAACCAGUGAUACUUUCGACUCGAAAGUAAUAAUAGAAAUGGUAUUUUUUGGUAUUAUUUCAAUGCAUGAGAGCAGCUAUGUAAUAAAAAGUUAUUAUCAAAGGCAAGAUAUGCAUGCAAAUUAUAUACGUAUAUGAUUUAUUGCAUUCGCUUAUGACAUACAUUUACUCACGAUUUCUGAAAAAUUAGAUUUUACUCAAUAUUCAAUUCUAGAAUCAAUAAUUAUUGACAUUUUACAUCUAACCAAUGAUAGUAUAUAUAAUAUUUUCAAUGACAUAUUUUCGUCUAAGAUGUUUAUCUCGAAAUCAUCUAAAUGCUUUCAGAUCUUUUGAACAGUUUGAUGUUAUUGUACGCCCGGCGCAACAUGAUUGAAUUUAUGUGAAUUCUAUAAAAUAAGAGGAAGAGCAAUUCUGUGCGAUUUGAUAAGUUUUUUGAGAUUCUGUUUCUUAAAAAAUGAUAACUAUGUCGUUUCAUAUUUUAUUAUGAUAAAAUAUAAAAGAAAAGGAAUUGUGUAACGUGAUAAGAGUGAUUGAAGUUGUUAUGCAUUUAAAAAAUUCUGAAAAUAAUUUUAGAAAAUAGCUUGUUCAUACUCGAUAAAAUAUAAUGAAAAUAUUUUUCUCUGAUUUCUUUCUAUAAAAUAUUUGAUCUAAUGAAUUCAUAGAUUUAUGUAUUCAUAAUAGUGUACAUAAUAUGGAUCGUUUUAUUUCCCCUCUUCUUGCAAGUUUACUAUUUAGGAUUUGAGUGACCAACUUUUCAUUUAUUUGUCAUUUCAUAAGAUUAAUUAAGACUCACUAAUUAAUUUUUCGACUGUGACAAUUCUUUUGUAGAUUUUUUGGUCUAUUCUUAAUUAUAAAGAAAAGACCCUACAUAAGGAAUAAGAAUAGAACCAUUUAUAUAGUGUUCGCAGUUUAAUAAAAGUUCAUUGACUGUGGAGAUCUGUCAGCUCUAGGCAUCACAACAUUUAAAAAUGUUCCACUAUGAUGAAACCGAGGCUGGAAGUAAAUGUUUAAUUUAAGUCUUAGUUAUUUACUUGAAAUGGAUUGAUGGUAAAUGGAAAAUUGAUUAUAGAGCAAUACUGAAUAGAUGUAAUAGCUAUCAAGUAUUAUAAUGAAUAAAUCUCAUUUUAUCAUGAA
Molecule: messenger RNA, 4382 nt
Organism: Chelonus insularis
Lineage: Eukaryota; Metazoa; Arthropoda; Insecta; Hymenoptera; Braconidae
Gene: EndoA
Product: endophilin-A
Exons: 13
Coding region: 571-1734 (387 amino acids)
Biological process (GO): synaptic vesicle uncoating
Cellular component (GO): presynapse; cytoplasm; glutamatergic synapse
Molecular function (GO): protein binding
Source: RefSeq, a predicted model, not a curated record